This is a messenger RNA of Eremothecium gossypii ATCC 10895, 318 nucleotides long. RefSeq names its product Cmc2p (gene CMC2). Bases 1 to 318 code for a protein of 105 amino acids. Lineage: Eukaryota; Fungi; Ascomycota; Saccharomycetes; Saccharomycetales; Saccharomycetaceae. The record is from RefSeq and is marked provisional. The transcript has 2 exons.
AUGCAUCCACAACUUGAGGCACAGAGAUUUCACUCUUGUCUGGAUCUGGUCCAGGCGCUGGAGAAAUGUCACCAGGCAGACUUCUAUAAGCAGGCAUUUGGCCUAUGCAACCCUGAGAAAGAGGCCUUGACGCAGUGCCUACAUAAUGCACGUCUGGAAGGUGAGAAGUAUCAUAUCCUCGCCAACCGCGAGAAGCGGAAGGAAAUGGACGCCAAGUGGAAACAGAUGCAGGAAGAAGAGUACGGCGAGGAUGCACUGCUCAAGAUCCUAUUGCAGCGCCAGCUUGAGCGCAAACAGAGCGGGAAAACCGCAGAGUAG